AUGGCAUCUCGUUCCAGUUCCGUGCUUUCUCAAUCGCAGAUCGAUCACUUCAUAACUCAUGGCUUCAUUCGCAUCGAAGGAUGUUUUUCCCAAGCGAAAGCAGACCAAUGGGCCGGUGAUGUGUGGAGAAGACUCGGCGUUUCUCCUACAGACAAGUCAACAUGGACGACCGAGAUCACGCACAUGGACGAGACCAAAACUGAGCCCGUCAAAACCUUCGCUCCGAAGGCAUGGGAUGCCAUGUGUCAGCUUCUCGGUGGAAAGGACCGCAUUUCUUCGGCAUCGGCUACCUGGAACGACGCAUUCAUUGUCAAUCUCGGCUCACCUCAGUCAGAGGGAACCUGGCCCCGCCCCGCGGAUCUUUUGGGCUGGCAUGUUGAUGGGGACUUUUUCAUUCAUUUUCUUGAUUCCCCGGAGCAAGCCUUGUUGGUCAUUCCGUUGUUCACAAACAUUCAGGAGCGUGCUGGAGGAACUAUGAUAUGCUCCGAUGCCACAAAGUUCAUUGCUCAACACUUCUACAAUCACCCUGAAGGUGUGUCACCAUACAUGUACCCUCGCGGUCAGGUUCCCGACGGCGAUCCCAUGGACACCCCAUUUUACUCUGAUAUCCUCAAGAAUUGCAGGAAUUUUCAUGAGAUGACAGGGAAUGUUGGCGACGUGAUCCUAAUGCACCCUUUGAUGUGCCACUCGGUUUCGGUAAACAGCUUGAGACACCCACGCGUUAUUACCAAUCCACCAGUUUCACUGAAGAAACCAUUCAACUUUGACCGGAAAGAUCCAGCAGAGUACAGCAUCGUCGAGAGGUCAACACUUCAGAUGUUGGAGAAGGACCGGCUGCCUGGUUGGCGCAUACGGGGAAAGAGAGAAUUUGUGGUUCCCGAGACAGAGAAAUGA
This is a messenger RNA of Penicillium brevicompactum, 894 nucleotides long. RefSeq lists its product as uncharacterized. Bases 1 to 894 code for a protein of 297 amino acids. The transcript is spliced from 2 exons. The record is from RefSeq and is a predicted model, not a curated record. Lineage: Eukaryota; Fungi; Ascomycota; Eurotiomycetes; Eurotiales; Aspergillaceae.